AUGAAACCAUUUUGGAUAUAUAUAUUUUUAUUUAUUUUUAGUGGUGUUAGGGCGGAUGAAUCUACAACUUCAGCAUCAUCAUCGGUGGAGCCUGCACCAACACCUUCAACUUUAGUUGACAUACUAUCGGCACGACCACAGUUUUCGUAUUUUCUUCGUCUUCUACAGCGACAAGGAAUGAUACCGACACUAAAUCAAAUGAAAAAUGUUACUUUAUUAGCCCCAAUAAAUCUGGCAUUUGUUGGAGAAAAAAGUAUAGACUGGGAUAAUAAUGGUUUGAACAGAUAUAUUGUUAAUCAAAAACUUCGUGUUGGAUUAUUGGGAAAAUCCGAAUCAGUUUAUGAAACAUUAUAUAAGGUGGGCAAUACCAAUUAUCUGAUAGCAGUAAGUCCUGAUUUUGAGAGUUUGGAGUAUGUAAUUGACGAUGUGUCUUAUAUUGUGGAAGAAGAUGUGUAUGCUAAGCACCAGUAUUCCUAUAUUCAAGGCAUUGACCAUUUGUUACCAGAAAAACCAACUAUUUGCGAAGUUCUAAUGAAUAACACCAACCCUGAAAUAUCUUUAUUCAGCAAAAUUUUUCAACUGUUAUUUCUAGAUAUUGAUGAACAGCAAGUACAAGACAAGCGGAAGAAAAAAAAUCAUAAAAAACCAAAAAAGACAAAAUUACCCCCUUUACCUAACUCAUGCAAUGAGUUUCUUAAUGGAACUCGAACGAUAAUAGCUCCAUCAAAUAAGGUUUUGAAAAAUUCGUUGACAGAUAUACAAUUGAGGUAUUAUUUGUCAAAUAGUGAUUUUGCAAGGUAUGCUAGCACCACAGACUCAGUAUCUGAAAUUAAACACGAUGUUAUGAGCUUGCUUCAAAACCUUAUGUUCCCCACAUUGAUUGUUGGUGCCAAUAACACUAAUUCCAAAAUCAAAUCGAAUUCAGGAAAGAGCCAUAAAUUCAAACUUGAAGAUGGUCAUGUGAAAAUUGAUAAAGUGGCUGUAAGUGAGAGUCAUGUAUCUGCUGAUGGUGUCAUUCAUAUCUUUAAGGAUACAGGUCAGCUUUUUUACAAGCUCAAUAUACCGACAGCGGAGAUGAUUGCAAGAAAAUCUUUGUACGCUUUGCAUUAUUCGAAUUUUGUUGAUGAACUUUAUUUCCGAUCUCUUGGCCACCUUGUUGAUGGGUCGAGCGAGAAUCAAUCCAUCUUUCUUGAUAUAAAUCAAAGAGAUGACGUCGAAGAUGAUGAUGUGGAAGGGACAAUGGUUUCAUUUAGCUCCAAACAAAGCAUAUUGUACCAAUUUGUUGAUGGUAAAAUAGACGUUCAUGAUAGUAUGCACUCAUUGCUUGAUACCAAACUUUGCUCAAAGAAGAAAAUAGGCGGCUGCUUUAAACUAAAGUUUUCAACUUCGCACGGGAAGAACAAUAUAACAGUUAAUGAUGAAGUGCACAUCCAGGAAUAUACACCGAUAGCAAAUGACAGUUUUAUAUUUGUGGCGAAUGGAGAAAUUACCCCACCCGUUAAUCUUAAGCAUUCUUUGGGUGAUUUGAUUUCAAGUGGAGCUGUACAUAGACAUUUGGAGAAUAUUGAAAUUGACCAGGGCAGUUGUUUGAGAACUUUGGAAUACAUCAACCGCUUUGGGUUGUCUUCCUUGCGCGACAAUGAUGAAGGAUAUUCUAUAUUUUUACCAUGUGGCACCACAGAUACAAAAGGUACAUGGAAAGAUCUAGGGUUGAUUUUAACAUAUUUAGAGAGAAAUCCUCAUAUGCUUGAAAUGGUAGUCAAAAGUAUGUUUAUGGAAGGAAUGGUAUAUUCAGAUUUUGCUUCACAUAAAAAGCUCCAAGACUUGAAUGGAAACCAGGUUAAAUUCAAGAGUUGGGGUAUAGCAGAUGAUGUAAAUGAGGCUACAUUGAAUAACACCCAACUUUCUCUCCCAUUAAACUCAGAUUUACUAUUCCAACAAGGUGUCAUCCAUGUGACAAACAAAGUUUUUUUCCCAGAUGAUUUUGAAGUUCCAAUUGAAGAAUUGAUCAAGACUACAUAUGAUUCAAAUUUCCCAAACUUUUUUAUGUGGGAUAUUUUAAAAAUGUAUCCGAAUAUAAAGAACGUGAUUACAGGAGAAAUGCCCUAUUCGUUAUUGAUUCCAACAGCAGAGUCUUUGAAAGACUUUAAUGUCACCACGUCAAUGAAAGAUUUAUUGCGAUUCAUUGACUUCCAUUUGAUACCAAACAGUGAAGUUGGAAAGAUCCUCGAUUGCAUAUCAGGAGUGGGGUAUAACAAGUCUGUUUUCAGAACAAAUUUAUCAGAAGGUGGCUUAAUAUGUAAGCACAAACCCCAAACAAACAAGGUCAUGUUACAGUUGCAUAAACUAAAUACAACCUCAGCUGUUUCUUACAACAAGGAUCAAGAAGUCAGAUUGCUUAGCCACGGAUGCACAAAGAACUAUCGAAACGAAACAGACCAACUAUCGUGUGUAUUUUUGAUACAAAAGCCAUUGAACCUUCAAUGGUUCGAGAGACCCAAUAGCGGAGACAACUUUUUACAUGUGCACUUGGGAUUAGUCAGUGUUGGUGUUGGUGUGAUUUUAGGGUUAAUAAUAUUUGGUGGUGUAAUGGUUGGUUUGAUGUUCUGUAUCGGAAAAAGAGAAAAGAAUGAUAACAAAGACGAUUUCGAGUUUCCAAGGUCAGACGCAGGGUUUAUGAGCGUUUUGACUGAUGAUGACGAGUUUGUUCCUUAUGAUAGAGGCUAUGAGACUGACGUUGACGUUUUGCGGACAGAAACCGAUGCAUUACUUCCAAGUCACAUGAAAAGAAAGAAGCGUGUUAAAAAACCUGACUAUGGGUCUACAAAGCAGGGAAUUAAUGGUGUCACGUUACCAAGAGACAUAGGAGACAUUAGAAGCACAUUAAAUCGUGAAAGAAAUCUACCGGGAUAUUCACAAUAUUGA
Messenger RNA from Candida dubliniensis CD36, 2925 nucleotides. RefSeq lists its product as uncharacterized. Gene Ontology annotation, cellular component: fungal-type vacuole membrane. The record is from RefSeq and is a predicted model, not a curated record. The transcript has a single exon. The coding region runs from base 1 to 2925 and encodes 974 amino acids. Gene Ontology annotation, biological process: macroautophagy. Lineage: Eukaryota; Fungi; Ascomycota; Pichiomycetes; Serinales; Debaryomycetaceae.